This is a messenger RNA of Aphis gossypii (cotton aphid), 717 nucleotides long. RefSeq lists its product as uncharacterized. Bases 139 to 630 code for a protein of 163 amino acids. The transcript has 4 exons. Lineage: Eukaryota; Metazoa; Arthropoda; Insecta; Hemiptera; Aphididae. The record is from RefSeq and is a predicted model, not a curated record.
AUGAUUGUUUUUCAAAUAUCACUGCGUGACAAAUCGAUAAUAAAAAGUGAAAAUCACUUUAAUGUACCAUGACAGUACACUUAUUUUGUUGUAUUCCAAUCCAUGGAAUUACUCAUUUACAAAUAGUUGUCGAAUACCAUGUAUUUGUUGCUAAGUUUUCUAUUUUCUAAUGUAUUAAGCUUUCCUAAUGGUAAUACAAACUCAUCAAAUCAUUUACUUAUUGAACAUAGUGUCACUCAAGAGAGUGCUGAAAAUGCAAUACAACAUAUUGUGCCAGAUUUAAUGAUAGGAUUUGGUUGCAAAAAAUGUACUACAAGAGAAAUCGAAUAUUGUUUAUCCAAUGAUGUCAUUGAAGAUCAUUGUUGCUGCCAAAGGAAAUACCAUGAAGUAUUUCCUUACAUCGAACAUACUUGUUAUGUAAGAUCUAGAAAUUGUGAACCAACUGUUCGGGACUGUGGAGUAUUUGAUCGAUUAUUGACUUGUUGUUGCCAUCAUUAUCUUGGAACAAAAUGGAAAAUAAAAAUGUCAUCUUCCAUUAAUGGUCAAAGUCAAAAAAACAAAAGCUUGUUUCUUUUUGGAUUAACAACUUUCCUUAUUAAGUACAAUAAUUAUAUUUUUAAUUUGUUUUAAGCUGUUAAGUAAUUAUAUAUUUUUAGAUAAUGUAAUUGUUGAACCACAAAAUAAUAAUUCGCUUUUAUCUUUUUAAAUAAUAGUAUU